GCAGACGCACUGUGCAGUACGUCAUUACAAAGGUUGCAUGACAUCACUACUUUAAGUGUACACAUAUGGGCUGAUGUCCUGUCGGCUGCCGCUCAGUGACUUCUUGUUUCCUUUUUACAGUAUAGUCGUUAACUGUUCGUAGAGAUGUUCAAUAAAUGAAAAAUGUUGUAAAUUUAGAAUGAAUGAAUUGGAAGAACGACUACUAUAUAGCGCACGUCAUGGUGAACACGAGGUUGUCAAAGAAUUAUUAGAUCUGCAGAAAGAUGGCUCCAUAGACCUGAAUAUCAAUUGUAAAGGUCGGUCUAAAGCUAACAAUGGCUGGAGUGCAUUGCAUCUUUCGUGUUACUUCGGACAUAAAGAAGUUGUACAUUUACUGUUGAAGUAUGGUGUUGAUGUUAAUAUCGUCAAUCAGGUCGGCGACACACCAUUACACCGAGCAGCGUAUACAGGUAGAACGGAAUUGGUUCUGUUGUUAAUCCAGUAUAAUGCAGACGUGGCUGUAAUUAAUGGCGAAGGACACACGCCGAAAAAUGUUACACAUGUUGCUGAAGUCAAAAGAUUAUUGGAAGCUGCUGAAAAAUCUCAACAAAGAAAGACAGAAGAGGAAUUACUCGAUGCUGCAAGAGAUGGUGACAUUAAUACUUUGACAGUAUUGUUAAAAAGUAGCUGCCCUCCUAACAUACAGUGUACUGAUGUAAUGGGAAAUGGACCCUUGCAUUGUGCUGCUUACAGAGGACACAACGAGGUAGCCGUGGUGCUAUUGCAGAAUGGCAUUGAUCCAAUGCUGCAAAAUAACAAUGGACAGACUGCACUGGACCUUGCAAGAUCUCAGAGCAUGAGACAGUUGUUGGAUGUGAAACCUAUUAAGGCAAUACAGAAAGAUGUUGUGCGCUUUGAAGGCGACUUACUAAAGAGAUCACGGCUAUUUGGAUGGAGACAGUACUGGGUGGUAUUGGACAAAGGUGUAUUGUCUUUCUUUUACAAGAGAGCUGAUUCUACCUCAGGAGUUAAACGACAAGGAUUUCAAUAUUUAGCCUUAGGAACUGUCAUUCCCAAACCAGAUAAUGAGUACAUAUUCAGUAUAAGAUAUUCUGAUCACACUUUACAUAACUGGAUGGUUGGUCAUGCUGAUUCUUCACAAAUAAGUAGACAGAAAUGGAUUAAUGCAAUUGAAAGCCAUAUUGAGUACAGUAAUCACUAUACAACACAGUCCUAUAUGGAGGAUGAGGAAGACAUUGAAGAUGAUUUAGUGCCUUUAGGAUCAAUGCAAGAUGCUUUGCAGAAUGCCAAAGCACAUCAACAAGUACUAGAAAGACAAGUAGAUGGACUUACAUCUUUGUUAAAUAAUCUUGUAGAAGAAAAGAAUGCAGUGAAACAAGGGUCUUACUCUAUGCUGAACAUGAAACCCAAACUAUUUCAAAUGGUGGAAAGUUCAAGAGCGAUGAAUACUGCAUUGUCGCAUUGUCUUUCUUUGAUGACACAACAAGAAGAGGUGCGUAAAGUCCAACUACAACAAGAAGCAGAAAAGUGCAGAGUACUACAAGACGCAUUGCAUAUACUUGCCACAGAGCAUCACGAACUUCAGCGAUCAAUUUCCCCUACUUUUUCCGUGACGAGUUCCCACUACGUAGACGCAAUCAGUGAUGAUGAGUUCUUUGAUGCUGCUGAGUUGAGUGAUAGCAGUAGUCAUGGUGACAUAAUGGAAGAGGACUUUAGUACUUUAGAUUCAUUUCAUAGUUUGCGAAUUUCAGAAGGGGAAUCUUCCCACUCACCGACAAAAUCACCGCCAAGAGAAAUGAACGAUAAUUCAGAAAAUGGAGCGGUUGCUACCUGUGUGGGGGCACAUAGUGGAUAUCGAACCAGAUUACCUGUACCAAUGUUCAACAAGGAUCACUUUAGUUUGUGGACUAUAUUGAAACAAUGUAUAGGAAAGGAGUUGUCUAAAAUCACCAUGCCAGUUGUAUUUAAUGAACCACUCACAUUUCUGCAGAGGAUGUGCGAGUACCUAGAACAUAUACAUUUACUUGAUAAAGCUGAUGCCUGCCAAGAUCCAAUUAAAAGAUUAGAGUAUGUAGCUGCAUUUGCCACUGUGGCAUGUGCUUCAAAUUUAGACAGGGUGCAAAAACCAUUUAACCCCUUACUUGGAGAAACAUAUGAAUUUGUCAGGAAAGACAUGGGCUUUCGGUUGAUUGCAGAACAAGUCAGUCAUCAUCCUCCUGUUAGCGCUUUCUACGCUGAUUCACCCAACUGGAAUUUCCAUGGUUCUGUGCACCCAAAGCUUAAAUUCUGGGGCAAAAGUGUUGAAAUACAGCCUAAGGGAUUAAUAUCAGUUGAAUUGACGAGGCAUGGCGAAGUUUACACAUGGCAAAAUGUCAACAACUGUGUUCAUAACAUCAUUGUUGGAAAGCUAUGGUUUGAACAGUAUGGGCAGAUGGAGGUGACCAACCACAAGACUGGAGACCGAGCUGUUAUCAACUUUAAACCGAGUGGAUGGUUUGGGAGAGAGCUGCAUCGAGUUGAUGGCUAUAUUAUAGAUCGCAAGAAACAAAAGAAACUUGUGUUAUUUGGAAAGUGGACAGACUAUCUUUAUUCAAUUGACACGGGCACCUACGACAGGAUAAAGAAACAUGAAAAAGAAGAAAGGAGAAGCCGGAGUCAUCGACGAGGACAUGCUGCCCAAGCUAAAAAAGAAACACCAUCUGUUGAUAAGUCUUCAAGUGAAAGCAUCGGAGAUGAGCAUGGAGCAUUCUGCGCAGGACUUUUCAGUCAUAAUCAGUCAUCCACAGAUGAUGAAACGGACAGCUCAAUGUCCACUGACAAUCAUUUCCACACAUUGCUGAGUGAUAACCCAGAGUCUCACUUUCUAUGGAGAGUACCACCAAGACCGGAAGACUCUGUACAGUAUUACAAUUUCACAUAUUUUGCAAUGAGUUUGAAUGAACUGAAAGACGAUAUAAAAAAAGGACUUCCAACCACUGAUUCCAGACUCAGACCUGAUCUCCGAAUGCUUGAAAAUGGAGACAUUGAUGGUGCAUCAUCCGAGAAACAUCGACUAGAAGAAAAACAGCGAGCAGCCCGAAAGAUUCGGCACAAGAACAAAGAAACCUGGGUGCCAAAAUGGUUUACCCAAGGUGUCAGUCCUGAAACAGGCUCUACAGACUGGAUCUAUAAUGGGAAAUAUUGGGAUAAAGACUAUUCUACAUGCCCUGAUAUAUUCUAAAUUACACUCGCAGUUAAGCUGAUUGGUUGAAUAUUAUGUAUGAUGAAUCCUUAUUGGCCAACCUUUUGAAGUUUGAAACAAUGAAGCUCAUUGGUUGAAUAUUAUCAAUAGUGAAUCCUGAUUGAUCAACCUUUUAAAGUUUGAAACUCAGACACAAUGUGAUUAGCUUGGUUCUGCAGUUUGUAAAGUGAUUUUUUUUUUAUGUACAUUAUGUUAAUUUAUAAACAAUUUAAAUAAUUUAGUUGCCAAUACUCUUAAUACUCAAUUCAAUAUCGUUUUAAUCUUGAUGGCUUCACAUAGUUUUUAGUUUCAAUAAGUUGAAUUACGUGAAAGUUCUAGAUGGGUUGGACGAUAGGUGUAUAAUUUCAACAUGGCCAUUUUUUGUUGAAAUUCAGAUGCAAAGUUAUCAAUUAGAUUGAAAAUGUUUGGAAAUAAAACAACCAAGGCAAUUGUCUGUAUGUGUGUCAGAGAGGAAAAUUAUUUUACAGAUAUAAGUUGUUUUAUUAUUAUUCCAGUUGCUGCUGGUAUAUUUUGCGAUGACCAAUUGUAUGUGCACCAGUAGAGUUCAGUUGUCAUAAAACUCAGGAAGAUAUUCUCAUGCUUUAUAUAAUGCCUAUUUGAAUCUAUCAGCAGUGUUUAGCAUAUUACUGUUUGCACACCUUGUUAUCAACCAAUCAAAGGUAAAGAAUUAAAUUUUCUCUUUAAAAUUAAUAUCAAUUAUGGUAAUUUUUCUCUAAAAAAAAAAAAGACCUGAGCUUUCUCUAAAAUAGACGUUUGAAACGAACGAGAUUUCGAUGUGAGAGACGUAUUUUUGCCCCCCUAAUUAUGUUCCAUUUUCACCUGUCAUUUCAUCCACAAGAGAAUGGAAUGCACUCUAGGAAUAAAACAUGUCUUGUGGUUAUCUCAAUUACCAGUGAUCUCAUUGGCUUUUUGCAUCGGAAAAUUCUGUAUGGCGGAUUUAAAAGCAAGACGCACAAAGAAUUAUUUUUUGUUGCAUGAAAUGUAGGUUGUAACGGGUUUUCUGAUUGGUCAUUUUUGCCUACUUUGUAGAUUUUGUUUCUAAAUUAACCAAUGGAUCAAAGGAAUAUAUCUCUGUACACUAAUUAUUUUCUAUGCAGUAGGCUUCUCCAC
Saccoglossus kowalevskii is the source of this 4351-nucleotide messenger RNA. RefSeq names its product oxysterol-binding protein-related protein 2-like. NCBI's taxonomy places the organism in Eukaryota, Metazoa, Hemichordata, Enteropneusta, Harrimaniidae. Gene Ontology annotation, cellular component: perinuclear endoplasmic reticulum; plasma membrane; cytosol. Gene Ontology annotation, molecular function: cholesterol binding; protein binding. The record is from RefSeq and is a predicted model, not a curated record.